Cuscuta epithymum is the source of this 5497-nucleotide messenger RNA. NCBI's taxonomy places the organism in Eukaryota, Viridiplantae, Streptophyta, Magnoliopsida, Solanales, Convolvulaceae. The record is from the annotation of a GenBank genome assembly.
GAAACAUUGAGUCAGAUUAUAUAAUGAAUUUGCAGUUGCAAAACGACCCUUUUGUGAAGAUUUUCUGCACUUCUGCUUCGAGAGGUUUGACGUGGGCAUCUGGACAUCUAGAGCCAAGUACGUAUCUAUAAUUAAGAACAUUAUGUUAUGACAUACUCUGGGUUUGCGUGAAAUUAAUACUACGUACCGAGUAUGAGAAAAGGCAUGUGUUUUAAGAGGAGAAAAUACAGUAUUCUAUCUUAAAAUUUUACAGUGUUUUUAAUGCUAGCAAAUUUCCCAAAGGCCUAAUCUACGGAUCACAAAUUCACAUCUAUGUGUGUCCCAAAAAUGUACAGGGCAGAUUAUCUUGACCAAAUUGUUGAUUAUUUAUUAGGAGAUAUGAAGAAAAAGUUGUUGUUUGUUUGGGAUAGGUCCCAUUGUUCCAGAACAGGAUUUAUGACUCCUGAGAACAGGUACAAACCCUUACUCUGUAAGGAUUUGAAGAAGGUAUGGGAGAAUGAUUGGCCCAACCAACCUUCGGUGGUGAAAGGUUACUACAAUCAGAGGCGGCCUUAGGGGGAGUUGGGCCAGGCAAGUGCCUUGGGCCUCACAUUCCAAGAGGGCCUCAAAAAAAAAAAAAUUACCUAUUAGUAUUGCCUAUUAAUCCCCAAUUAUAUGUAUAAUAAUAAUAGAAAUAAUAAAUUAGUUAUCUGGAUUCUGAAAUCUCCAUCUGGGCCGUGGAUGUGGAGCGGUGGAGUCUAAUUUACGCAUACGGCUACAGGCCCCCAACUCUGAAAUCUCCAAGUAUCUGCCCUUCCGCCAAACUUCCGAAUUCCGAUUUGUCGGCAACUUGAAGAAAUCACCUGUUCUGAACUGCUGGCCUGCUGCUGCUCGAGUGCUGGGUCUGCUAGUCGCUGCCUUGCCGACUCCGUGAGUAAGGUAAGUUUGCUCAAAUUGCUCUCUUAUUUCUAUAAUUUCUAUCCUUAGUAAUGAAAUACAUGUGUUAUAAUCUGAAAUUUCUAAAGCAUAAAGCCAUAAAGGAACUUGGGCUGUAAAGGGGCCAACCCACCGACCUAAAGUAAAUUAAGUAAUACGUAGUAAAUGCUAAGAUAAAGUGGCAGACAAGUAGUCUAUUUGAUAGUAAAGUAGUUAUUUUAUUUAAUUUGUCAUUGUAUUUAGAAGAAUAAAAGUUUUACGUUUUUUGUUAAUUAAUUUGUGAUUUUUGUUACUUUGUAUUAUCUAUGAAUAUUAUCUUUAGGAGCGUCUUUAGUAUGACGGGUAAGCGGAAAUUUGAAUCGGGGUCUACAAAAAGAAAGAAUAGGUUGCGGAAAGAUUUGGUUAUACAGUCGUUUGCCGGCUCUAUGGAUCGAUUUGUAAAGACAAAUCCUUCUUCCUCAAAUAUUGUUGACAAUGACAAUACAAUCCCUGUCUCUGAGAAUGAGAAUAAUAGUGCAAAUAUUGGAGAGGAGAAUGAGAAUGUUAAUGCUCAUAGGGACAGUGUAAUUGUUGAUGAGGAAGAGAUUGUAGGUGAAGUCACUAUGCCCGAGAUAUUAGAUGAUUUCUUUGACCCGGGAAAUUGGAAAGCACCCAUAUCUCAAAGCCAAAUAGAUUUGUUGGUAGAGAGAGGUCCUAUAAGAAUAAGUGGUCUUCAAUAUCCCGUUGAUAGGAAAAGGAGUUUCAAUGACAAACUCUAUACUCGAUGCUUGGGAAAUGGGGAGAGAUAUGAUAGACCAUGGUUGGUUUACUCUUUGAUAAAAGAUAAAGUCUUUUGCUUUUGUUGUGUUUUAUUCAAAAAAAGUGUGCUGCUAAACCCUCUAACAAGUGUGGGUCAAGGCUAUAGUGAUUGGCACAACAUACAUUGUAGACUUGUAGAGCAUGAAAAGAGCUUUGAUCAUAUCCUUAGCAUGGAAGCAUGGAGGGAAGCGGAAAUGAGGUUAAAAAAAAAGGUAACAAUUGAUGCUUCCCGAGAAAUAGCUAUCAAUAAAGAGAAGGAGUAUUGGAGAGCUGUUUUAAAGAGGAUUAUGAUUGUUGUCAAGACUCUUGCUACUUGCAACAUAGCUUUCCGUGGCCAUAAGGAGAAGCUUUCUGAUGAAAAUAAUGGAAAUUUCUUGAGCAUUAUUAACAUGAUUGCAGAGUUUGAUCCUAUAAUGGAAGAGCAUCUCAGGAGAAUACGGAAGAAAGAGAUCCGAAAUCAUUAUCUUGGUCAUAAUAUACAAAAUGAGAUGAUACAACUUUUGUCAAAUGAAGUAAAAAAAAAAAUCCUUCAAGUUGUUCGUAGUGCAAAGUACUUCUCUGUUAUUCUUGAUUGCACACCGGAUGUUAGUCAUGAUGAGCAAAUGACACUUGUGAUUCGAUGUAUAGAUGUGUCUACAAGCCCUAUAAGAGUUGAGGAGUUUUUCAUCACAUUUGUUAAAGUCAUUGAGACAACAGGUGAAGCCCUAUUUGACGAACUUAAAAAAUUGCUUGACACUCAUGAACUUGACUUUAAUAAUGUAAGGGGACAAGGUUAUGACAAUGGCUCAAACAUGAAGGGAGAUAACAAAGGGGUACAAGCUAGGGUGUUACGAGAAUAUCCUAGAGCAUUUUAUACUCCUUGUGGUUGCCAUUCUUUAAACCUCGCCCUUUGUGAUAUGGCUAUGAGUUGUGUACAAGCAAAAACAUUUUUUGGUGUGGUGCAACGCAUCUAUAAAUUAUUUUCAGGUAUGAUCGUAAUUUUUUAACUUCAUUUCAGUAGUUUUUAUUACUUUUAUUUUAUUACUAAUUAACUUUAACAAUACUCUUUUUAUAAUUAAAUAUCUUUGAAUUUAGGUUCAACCAAACGAUGGGAGGUUCUGAAGAUGUACCUUAAAGAUGGUGAUGGAAAUGGUCUCACUCUUAAAUCAUGGUCAGAUACACGUUGGGAAAGUCGUGUUGCUAGUGUUAGAGCUAUAAGGUUUCAAGGGCCGCAGAUACAACAAGCAUUAGAGCACUUGACCAAAUGUAGUAACGAUCCUAGCACUGUGAGUGAUGCAAAGUCCAUAUGUGAGUAUGAAAUGAACUUUGAUUUCCUUGUUGCUAUGGUAAUCUGGUACGAGAUACUCAACAAGGUAAACAAAGUUAGCAAAGUCCUCCAACAGAAAGAUAUGAUCAUCAGUUCAGCCAUUACUCUCUUGAAAGGUCUGAUUGCAUAUUUUAAAGAUUAUAGAGAAGAUGGAUUUGAGAAAGCCAAAGUUGAAGCUGAAAAAUUGGCGAUUGAAUUAAAUAUUCAACCCCAAUUUCGUGAAACACGAGUUCGUACCAAAAAGAGGUUUUUCGAUGAAAAUGCAAUGGACGAACCGAUAAAAUCAGCAGAAAGUGCAUUCAAGUUAACUUACUUCUUGUUUGUUGUUGAUAAUGCUAUAUCUUCACUUACUACUAGAUUUGAGCAGUUUCAAAAAUACGAGAAUACAUUUGGAUUCUUGUAUGACUUAAGUAAGUUGAAGGGACUUAGCGAUGAGCAAUUGAUGAGUUGUUGUGACACGCUUGGCAAUUUCUUGAAGCAUGAGGACAAUUGUGAUAUUGAUGUAGUUGAGCUGUUUUCGGAACUACAGUUGCUUGGAAAAUCUUUACCGGACUGCACAACAAAAGUGAUUGAAGUGUUGGAGUACAUAAAAGAUAUGCAUAUUUCUUUUCCAAAUGCUUGGAUUGCUUACAGGAUUUUGUUGACCAUUCCGGUGACAGUGGCUACUGCAGAAAGAAGCUUUUCAAAGUUGAAGCUUAUAAAAAACUAUCUACGAUCAACCAUGUCGGAAGAUAGAUUAAGUGGCUUAGCUAUUUUAUCGAUUGAAAAAAAAGUAUUAGCUACUCUUGAUUGUAGUGAUGUUAUUACUGAUUUUGCACUUCAAAAGGCAAGAAGAAUAGGCCAAUAGGGUGUUACAUGUACAAGUUUGUGAUGUAUUUUGCAUACAUUUGUACUAUUGCCUUUAAAACUUAUCCUUUUGAAUAUUAAAAAUAUUAUAUCGUACACUUUGAAUAUGUUUCUUUCUAUAUGCUGUUUUUUUUAUUCAAAUACGAUAUGAUUUUGCGACGUAAGUAUUUGUCUGUCUAGCCGUCUAGGGCCUCCAAAAUGCCGUAGCCGCCUCUGCUGCCGACUGCCGUCACUUGGGAGAACGAUGUAAUAUUGAGGUAAUGUGAUUAUCUUGAAUUACUUAGGUAAUAAAUUGAAGUAAGGCAGGGGCGUCUUUAGCAUUUUGGAGGCCCCAGACAAAAAAAAUACUUAAUAUUAACAGACCAUGAAGCUGUUUGGCAACACUGUUUUUCGGCUUAUCAACCAACUUUUCACAAAACACGUAAUUUUUACUUUCGCGCGCUGAAUUGUGUGAUAAACAAAAAAAGUAAGGUGGAGUUACUUUUCUGAUUGUAUUUGCUGAAGUUACUGUAGAUGACCAUUUUAGCUAUUUUGACAUAUGAUUUUUUUCUUUAUUUUAUUAAUAAAAUAUAUUUUAAAAAUAAUGUUUUCUUAAAUCAGCAGAAUCAGCCAAUGCAGCCACUCCAGCCAGAACUUCAUAAAUUUCAACAGAAUAAGCCAAAACAGCCAAUUUUUGUGCUACCAAACGGGCUCGAUAUCAUUGUAAUUUCAUGACAACACCUAAAAUAAAAAACAACCGAGUCAACAAAAAAACCAAAUUUCACAAAUGAAGUCACUAGGGACAAUCUCAUAAAUACACAAAAUACAUAGUUUACUACUUCAAUAUUUUACAAGCUACACUUCAAGUAUUUAUACUCUCAAUAUGUCAAUAUUAAUUAAUGUACCAAUAUAUCAAAUUACUUAAAUUACCAACAAGGAACAACCCCCAAUAUGUCAAUAUUAAGUAUUAUAUUAACUCAAUAAGCGUUAAUCAUUGGUCAUACCUCAGGUCCUUGUUUCUUUUAAGAUGCAAACAGCCGGAGACACGCAUGACCCUCAUUCUAUUUCCUUACAACCCUUGUUAAAAAGGUAAUUAAUGCUUCGUAUAUUCCUUCUCCGCUAACCCUUGUUAAACAAUCAGAAGUUGCACAUAUCCAGAGAAUAAGACUAAUGAGAUAACUAGACUCGGGCAAAGUGAUAAAGAGCAUAAGGCGGUGGGCAAUUCAGAGGUUGUGCCGUUUGCGCUCGCCGGAUGGCGUUGCCGCGUUUGUGCACCAGCGGUUCCUUAUUCCUCUUAGAAUGCUUUGGUUUUUCAGAUGCUACGUAUUAGAAUUUGGGAAUUGGAAGGGAUUCGGACAUUUGGAUUAAUGAUUGUUUUGCGGUCUUGGGAACGGAAUUGCAGAUUGCUCGAUUGCUCUUCCAGUGGAAGUCUUUCAAUUUCUAAAUCUAAUUAUCCAUAAUACUAAUAUUUUUAAUUUUUGAGGCCCCAUUGGGAAGUGAGGCCCAAGGCAAAUGCCUGGGCAAACUGGCCCUAUAUCCGCCCCUGAAGUAAGGUUACUAUUGCAAUGCUCUAUUAUCCUUAAAUCAUGUACAAUGUAUUCUGACAAUUUUUUAUUUUUAAAUAAUUAGUUUUCUAUUUAUAUUGUCUCAACC